AUGGCUAACAAAACUAAAAAGAAUCACUUGAAAAAUAAUCUCGACCUAGCUACCUGUGAAGUUUUCAAACAUUUGAGAAAUGCAAAAAGAUUUGCCAUAGAUAUUGGCGGUUCACUUGCUAAGCUGGCAUACUAUUCCACUGUUUCGAAGAAGAAGCCACUUGCGUUGGAAUCAACUGAGUCAAGCAAUGGCGGAGUGUACAAAGUCGUUGAAACGGAUGAAAUGAGAGAUGAGUUGAGAUUUGUGAAAUUUGAAAGCAGGUACAUGGAGACGUGCAUCGACUUCAUCCGCAAGCACCUCGUUGGCACUCAGGAACACAUGAAGGGCAAGGUCAUCAAGGUGACAGGAGGCGGGGCUUACAAGUUCAAAGAUCUCUUGUGCAAUAAACUGGGAGUUCAGGUUGACAAGGAAGAUGAGAUGGAGUGCCUCAUCAAAGGAUGCAAUUUCCUCCUGAAAAACAUUCCGGAUGAAGCAUUUGUAUUCAACAAACCUGGAAAUCCCGACUAUCGAUUUCUUAAAAUAGAUGGAGAUUCCAUUUUUCCAUACCUCCUUGUCAAUAUUGGAUCAGGUGUUAGCCUUAUUAAGGCUAAGACGGAGUUUGAGAGGAUUGGUGGGUCGUCACUGGGGGGUGGAACGUUCUGGGGUCUCGGGUCACUGUUGACCAACGCCAAGGGAUUUGAUGAAUUGCUUCAGCUAGCGGAACAGGGAGAGCACAAGAAUGUUGACAUGUUGGUUGGCGACAUCUACGGAGGUGCCUACCAGACCUUACAUCUGCCUUCUGAUCUCAUUGCUUCCAGUUUUGGAAAGGCAGCAAGGUCAGCCAGGGACAGGCAACAUGCAGACAUGGCAAAAAGUUUGUUGAUAAGCAUCAGCAACGACAUCGGCCAGAUAGCUUGCCUCAACGCUCGACUGCACAACUUGGAGAGGAUAUUCUUCGGUGGCUACUUCAUUCGAGGUCAUCCAAUCACCAUGUACACCAUGACCUAUGCUAUCAAUUUCUGGUCGAAGGGCAGCAUACAAGCCAUGUUUCUUCGGCAUGAGGGCUACCUCGGAGCCAUCGGGGCUUUUUUGAAGGGGUGUGAGGAAGAAGAUACGAGCAAGUACUGUUGGACGCGCACAACGACUUCGUCAUGGGCCGAGAACUACGCUGGAAGUUCUGGACUGAAGCACCAGCAACAUUGCAACAUUCAGCAUCUUUCACACUGCUCUCAUAACAAUCCCACUGACCAUCAACAACAACAGCAACAACAACGUGCCCAUCUCGAUAACGAUGAUGUUAAUGAUGAGGAGGAUGCCGAUGAUGAAGAUAGUGAUGAUGAUUUCGCCCUAGACAAUCACAUUCUUUACAAUACAACAUUUGACGUGUUGGAGUUGGAUAGAUUCUCCAAGCCAUUGGUCUGUUGUCCUCUGUUAAACGACCCUAACAAGUAUGUGCCCGACACCGUUGAUCUCACCAGGGACCAGCAUGCCAGGGAGUACUGGCUGCAAUGUUUCCACGAUGCCACUGAACAAUUUGCCGAAAGAGCAGUUCAAUCUCAGCCGAGCAAGUCGGAUGCUGAGCAGAGAGCACUGAAGUUCAAGGAGAAGUAUAUCAGUCGAUUGAAACAUCUGCGAGUCAAUCCUUGUUCAUACGGCUCGCUGACCGUUCGUAGCCUUCUAGACACCAGAGAACACUGCCUCGAAGAAUUUCAUUUUGUUGACCCUUACUCACUGCAAAAGCAACAGGAGAACGAACAAGCGCUAUCUCAAUUCAAAGAGCGGAUAAAUGAACUUGACCUGUUGAACUUUGACUCGCAGUGGUUUGAACUCGUGCGUGGAGUACUAGCUGGUAAUGUUUUCGAUUGGGGUGCAAAGGCCGUCACUGCCGUCAUUGAAUAUCAGCAGUUUGGUUUUCACGAAGCUCUCAACAAAAUACCUGAACGUCCAUGGUUGAUAGACAACUUUGAUAGCUGGAUGUUGAGAGUUGAAAAGGGAGUCCCGUACAAAUGCGUGGUCAUCUUCGUGGACAACAGUGGUCUGGACAUCAUUCUUGGAAUCUUCCCAUUUUCCAGAGCCCUGCUGAAAAUGGGUUCGAAGGUCAUCCUGUGCGCUAACUCUCGUCCCGUCCUCAACGAUGUAACGUACCACGAACUCAUCAUACUGACCAAACGAUUAGCCAAGCAGUGUGACGUCAUCAACCUUGCCCUAAACGACGGACGCUUAUUGGUCAUGGAGAGUGGGCAAGGGUCGCCCUGUUUGGAUUUAAGAUACAUAGACUACGAUUUGGGCCAGAAGAUGAUGGAACUGAACACGGAUUUGAUAAUUCUCGAAGGAAUGGGACGCUCCAUCCACACAAAUCUCUUUGCCAAGUUCUCGUGCGACGUACUCAAGGUGACCAUUCUUAAAAAUAAAUGGCUGGCAGAGAGUAUUGGCGGGAAAAUGUUUGACGUUGUUUUCAAAUAUGAAAGUAGUUCUUCCGCCGCUGUAGCUGCAGACGAUCGUUCUACCACGACGAUGGAGAGCUGA
Helobdella robusta is the source of this 2505-nucleotide messenger RNA. RefSeq lists its product as hypothetical. The record is from RefSeq and is a predicted model, not a curated record. Lineage: Eukaryota; Metazoa; Annelida; Clitellata; Rhynchobdellida; Glossiphoniidae. Gene Ontology annotation, molecular function: pantothenate kinase activity; ATP binding. The transcript is spliced from 17 exons. The coding region runs from base 1 to 2505 and encodes 834 amino acids. Gene Ontology annotation, biological process: coenzyme A biosynthetic process. Gene Ontology annotation, cellular component: cytosol; nucleus.